Mercurialis annua (annual mercury) is the source of this 1367-nucleotide messenger RNA. Its product is annotated as general transcription and DNA repair factor IIH subunit TFB4. The record is from RefSeq and is a predicted model, not a curated record. NCBI's taxonomy places the organism in Eukaryota, Viridiplantae, Streptophyta, Magnoliopsida, Malpighiales, Euphorbiaceae. Gene Ontology annotation, biological process: nucleotide-excision repair; regulation of DNA-templated transcription. The transcript has 12 exons. Gene Ontology annotation, cellular component: transcription factor TFIIH holo complex; transcription factor TFIIH core complex. The coding region runs from base 159 to 1055 and encodes 298 amino acids.
UUAAAUGUCUUCGUUGUGGUAGUAAAACUAAAAACAACUCACCACUUUGUGCUCCGUCCAUGAACCGUAUAGAGUGAACAAUUCUAUUUUUGAUUCCCCCCAAAAAUUUAAUUUCUUCGAAUUCUAAUAAAAAACGAAGAUUAAGAAGUAUUGAUUGAAUGGCUUCCGCUCCUUCAAAACUCUAUUCUGAUGAUGUUAGUCUUGUAGUGGUGCUAUUAGACACUAAUCCAUUCUUCUGGGCUACUUCUUCACUUCCAUUUUCUCAAUUCCUUUCUCAUGUGUUUGCGUUUUUGAACUCAAUUCUGCUACUUAAUCAGCUAAACCAAGUAGUAGUGAUAGCUACUGGAUACAAUUCAUGUGAUUAUGUCUAUGAUUCAUCUUUAAUCACCAACCAAAGCUCCGACGACGGCAGAAUGCCUGCUAUAUACGCUAAAUUGUUGCAGAACUUGGAGGAUUUUAUGAUCAGAGAUGACAAAUUAGGGAAGAAAGAGGAGGAAACUAAAGGAAAAAUUGCUUCUUCCUUGCUUUCAGGAUCAUUGUCUAUGGCACUAUGCUAUAUACAGCGGGUUUUUAGGUCAGGACCACUUCAUCCACAGCCUCGAAUUAUGUGUUUGCAGGGAUCUCCAGAUGGACCUGAACAAUAUGUUGCAGUAAUGAAUUCAAUUUUCUCUGCUCAACGAUCUAUGGUACCUAUAGACUCGUGUUAUUUUGGUGCUCAAAAUUCAGCCUUUCUGCAGCAGGCUUCUUACAUUACUGGAGGUGUAUAUGUUAAGCCUCAGCAUUUGGAAGGGCUCUUUCAAUAUUUAGUUACUGUGUUUGCAACUGACUUACAUUCUCGCAGUUUCUUACAACUCCCUAGGCCCGCGGGAGUGGAUUUCCGUGCAUCGUGCUUUUGCCACAAAACUACAAUUGAUAUGGGCUUCAUCUGUUCUGUAUGUUUGUCCAUAUUCUGUAAGCAUCAUAAAAAAUGCUCGACAUGCGGGUCAGUGUUUGGUCAAUCCCAACCAGACGAUACCUCAGCAUUAGAUCAUAAGAGAAAGGCUCCAGAAACAUGAUCUCGCUUUUCUGGAAGUUGCAUAGUGAUGAUUUUGCAGGCAAGAAAUAUGCUGAAAGUGGAACAGUGAACUUCAUGAGUCAUCUGAUAUGAAAUCUGGAUUAAAUUAUUGGUGAAAUUUUGUGGUAUUGAAAUGCCUGGUCCGCUCUGCAAUUCCUCUUGCAUUUCUUCUCCUAUUUAACAACAGAACAGAAGUAAAGAUGGCAGUUGCAGAUAGUUUACUUGCAGCUUAUUACUUGUUAAAUUUUGUUACAUUUUGAUGUCACAUUCUGGCUCAGGCAACUUAAAUUAAACCAUAACAGUUUAGUAUUUA